AUGGCUUUCACGAGGAGCUCAGCAAUCGAUUACGACCAGCCACAAUCAUCUCCCUACGAACAAUCAAGAAUCGUUGUCACUACCGUCGGAAACAAGCACUACUCUAUUCCAGAAAAUUAUAUCCCAGGGCAUCUGCUAGUCCAAGCAAGACAGUCUCGGUCACGUAUUCUACUCAGAGACGUCGACGCGGAUGUUGGCCACACCAUCUUACAUUUCCUAUACAAAGGGAAAUACGAAACAGUCUUCCGCGCGGAAAAUCAAAGAAAGACACACGAAGUUGAGCUUGAAUAUGAGAGAAGCGUCCAGGUUUACUAUGCCGCCAGGAAGUAUAAAAUAGAGGGCCUCGAUGCGCUUGCCCAAAACUACAUCUUGGCUCUCGGUGAAACCCUGUCAAUUUUCCAGAUCCUACGAACAGCCAGAUCGAUAUUCUCAAAAUUGCCUGAGAAUGAAGAAUGGUUUCAUCGCUAUUUAGACUCCAAACUUUCUAGCAGCUUUGCGGAGGAUGAGACAACAUUUCAGCUGGACGAGUUCUACAAGGAAAUCGUGGAUGAUCCAGCAUUCAGCAAAGCUGUAGUGAAGAUUAUAGUCAAGGCCUUUAUUACCGAGACCUCACGUUUGCGGAACAUUCUUACAGUUACCGGCGGCGGCAUACCCCAAUCUGGGCCUACCGAAGACCACAACGGAGAAUAUUGUCUUGAAGUGCUGUCCAAAGAAUAUAGCCCUGGAAUUAGCUCAUCUCCAUCCGCUUCUGAUCGGAACCGUCCGUGUGGUGAGCCCGCAAUUGAGCUCCUUCCAGUUGAUUGCGAAGAGGCCAAUUCAGAACUCCACUACAAUCACGAGGAGGGUGGUGAUUGGGGUUGGGGCUUUCGAGGAUCAGACGCGACGAAGAAGAACAAGAAGCGACCAUGUAAGCAGCAAGUUGAGUGUGACUGA
Molecule: messenger RNA, 933 nt
Organism: Aspergillus welwitschiae
Lineage: Eukaryota; Fungi; Ascomycota; Eurotiomycetes; Eurotiales; Aspergillaceae
Exons: 3
Coding region: 1-933 (310 amino acids)
Source: RefSeq, a predicted model, not a curated record